AUGAACCCCUACGCCGGCCCUUCUUCGGAUGCCUUUGCUCCCCAAGGACUGCAAGAGUAUGGCGGUAGCCUGCCGCCUCUGGAUACCAAUUCUGGUAUCGUCAACGGCAACCCCGAAUGGAGGUAUGAGAUGCGUCGGGAAGCCCAGCUGAUAAUACCCAAUCUGUACCUGGGACCAUUCCAGGCGUCGCUGAACGCGGCCAAGAUGAAAGCAAUGGGCAUCACUCAUGUCCUGUGUAUCAGAGAUCGGAAGGAAGAGAAAUUGAUAUUCCCGAGGUUCCCACAAGAGUUUCAGUACAUGACGCUUGACAUUAGCGAUAACCCUGACCAAAACCUCAUCACACUCUUCCCUCGCUGUAGAGAUUUUAUCGAAACAGCUUUGCUCUCGGGCGGGACAGUCUUGGCACACUGUAACGGCGGCAUCGCCCUUUCGCCCGCUAUCGUUAUUGGCUAUUUGAUGUGGAAGUACAACUGGACUGCCGAGUCUGCUCUGGCACACGUGCAAAACAAACGAUACUGCGUCAGCACCAUGAGCUUUCAAAAUCAGUUCAAAGAGUACGAGCCGAUCUUUAUGGCGCAAAAGAUGGUACAGUUCGCGGCAAAGAGGGAGAACGGCAGUAGCAAGAGACAGGUUGAGGAAUCGGAAGACGAAGAUGGUUACCGGAGAAAGCAUAGAGCGGCACCAGAGGAAGGUAUGGACGUGUCAAUGGAUGAUUAG
Messenger RNA from Cryptococcus wingfieldii CBS 7118, 717 nucleotides. Its product is annotated as serine/threonine/tyrosine-interacting protein. The record is from RefSeq and is a predicted model, not a curated record. Lineage: Eukaryota; Fungi; Basidiomycota; Tremellomycetes; Tremellales; Cryptococcaceae. Gene Ontology annotation, cellular component: nucleoplasm; cytoplasm. The transcript is spliced from 7 exons. The coding region runs from base 1 to 717 and encodes 238 amino acids. Gene Ontology annotation, molecular function: F-box domain binding; protein tyrosine/serine/threonine phosphatase activity. Gene Ontology annotation, biological process: regulation of ERK1 and ERK2 cascade; protein dephosphorylation; negative regulation of SCF-dependent proteasomal ubiquitin-dependent catabolic process.